Molecule: messenger RNA, 288 nt
Organism: Micromonas commoda
Lineage: Eukaryota; Viridiplantae; Chlorophyta; Mamiellophyceae; Mamiellales; Mamiellaceae
Exons: 1
Coding region: 1-288 (95 amino acids)
Source: RefSeq, a predicted model, not a curated record
AUGUCCGCCCUCUCUUUCUCCGCCGCCGUCGCCGCGCGCCCCGCCCUCGUCGGCGACAAGACCCGCGCAUCCUCCCGGGUGAACAAGGAGACCCGCGCCAUCGGCGGGUUCGGUCCCAACAUGCCCGCGGACGAGUACAGGAAGAAGAUGGAGGCCAAGAAGAAGCUCAUCGAGGAGAACAAGAAGAAGGCCGCCGCGAAGAAGGCUGGCGGCAAGCCCGCGGCUAAGGGAGCCAAGGGCGCCGCUGCUAAGCCCGAGAAGAAGGGAUUCUUCGGCUUCGGCAAGUAA